Aspergillus oryzae RIB40 is the source of this 504-nucleotide messenger RNA. Its product is annotated as putative formin binding protein. NCBI's taxonomy places the organism in Eukaryota, Fungi, Ascomycota, Eurotiomycetes, Eurotiales, Aspergillaceae. Bases 1 to 504 code for a protein of 167 amino acids. The record is from RefSeq and is a predicted model, not a curated record. The transcript is spliced from 2 exons.
AUGGGUGUUGCAAUUCCAGACGAGUAUCGUGGUGAUAUGGCCCUAGCUGGGGAGUGGCAGACGGUUUCUGAGAAAGUGAUUGGUGCGGAUGGAGAGAAGACGGGUCCUUCGCUUGGGGUUCGCAAGCGCAAGCAUGAGGGGGAUGAAGAAGAAGAGGAGGCUAAACGGGAGGCGGAAAGGUUUGUUAGCAAGGGUUGGGGGUCGAGGACUCGGGAGUAUCCUGGUGCGCAGGACGAUGCGGAUUUGGAUGCCCUUUUGGAGUCUACGAAGGAUGUCAAGAAAGCAAAGCCUUCGACUGCUGAAGCGACUCCUAAGGAGAAUGAUAAGGAAGCUGCCGAUGUCCCGUCUAAAGGCGAGGGUGACUCUGCAGCUGCAGAUUCGGAGCAGAUGCCGCAAACUGAAAAGGAACAGUCUGAAGCCGCUGCUGUGCCUCCUGCGCCUAUGGCUAAGAGUGAGCCAGAAGAAGCGAGUACAGGCGUCAUUUUUAAGAAGCCUAUUGCUUAG